Rhipicephalus sanguineus (brown dog tick) is the source of this 2061-nucleotide messenger RNA. Its product is annotated as RNA-binding protein 14-like. The transcript is spliced from 6 exons. The record is from RefSeq and is a predicted model, not a curated record. NCBI's taxonomy places the organism in Eukaryota, Metazoa, Arthropoda, Arachnida, Ixodida, Ixodidae. Bases 1 to 1938 code for a protein of 645 amino acids.
AUGCAUGAAGCGGGCAAGAUCCGUGCCUGCGUCCUCCUGGCUCUCGCCACCAGCGCUUUCGCUGGCUACACCGGCUACGGCUACGGCCUCGGCUACGGCUACGGACUCGGACUCGGCUACGGCCUCGGCUACGCCGGCUACGCUCCAGCUGUCUCCACCGUCCACCACGCCCCAGCUGUCGCCACCGUCGCCCACGCUCCAGCUGUCGCCACCGUUGCCCACGCUGCCCCAGCCGUCGCCACCACCACCUACCACGCUGCCCCAGUCGCCACCUACGCCGCUGCCCCAGUUGCCACCUACGCUGCUGCUCCAGCCGUCGCCAAGGUUGCCACCUACCACGCUGCUCCAGUCGCCACCUACGCUGCCGCCCCAGUGGCCACCUACGCCGCUGCCCCAGCCGUGACCAAGGUUGCCACCUACCACGCUGCUCCAGUCGCCACCUACGCUGCCGCCCCAGUGGCCACCUACGCCGCUGCCCCAGCCGUGACCAAGGUUGCCACCACCUACCACGCCCCAGCUGUCGCCACCGUUGCCCACGCCCCAGUGGCCACCUACGCCGCUGCCCCAGUCGCCACCUACGCUGCUGCCCCAGUCGCCACCUACGCUGCUGCCCCAGCCGUGACCAAGGUUGCCACCACCUACCACGCCCCAGCUGUCGCCACCUACGCCGCUGCCCCAGCCGUUGCCACUGUUGCCCACGCUCCAGUGGCCACCGCUGUCGCCGCUCCAGUCGCCACCUACGCCGCUGCCCCAGCUGUUGCCACCACCACCGUGCACCACGCUGCCCCAGCCGUCGCCACUGUUGCCCACGCUGCCCCAGCCGUCGCUGCCUACCACGCCGCCCCAGUCUACGGCUACGGUGUCGGCACCCUCGGCUACGGCGUUGGCCACUACGGCUUCGGUCACGGUCUCCUCGGCUACGGCCUGAACUACGGCUACGGUCUUGGCUCUCCCUACCACUACGGCGCUCUCCUCCGCAAGAGGAAGUCCUUCGGCGUUUACCACAUCAAUGAUCAUGCCCUUGACGUGGGCAGCUGCUACAUGAUCCGUGCCUGCGUCCUCCUGGCUCUCGCCACCAGCGCUUUCGCUGGCUACACCGGCUACGGCUACGGCCUCGGCUACGGCUACGGCCACGGACUCGGACUCGGCUACGGCCUCGGCUACGCCGGCUACGCUCCAGCUGUCUCCACCGUCCACCACGCCCCAGCUGUCGCCACCGUCGCCCACGCUCCAGCUGUCGCCACCGUUGCCCACGCUGCCCCAGCCGUCGCCACCACCACCUACCACGCUGCCCCAGUCGCCACCUACGCCGCUGCCCCAGUUGCCACCUACGCUGCUGCUCCAGCCGUCGCCAAGGUUGCCACCUACCACGCUGCUCCAGUCGCCACCUACGCUGCCGCCCCAGUGGCCACCUACGCCGCUGCCCCAGCCGUGACCAAGGUUGCCACCACCUACCACGCCCCAGCUGUCGCCACCGUUGCCCACGCCCCAGUGGCCACCUACGCCGCUGCCCCAGUCGCCACCUACGCUGCUGCCCCAGUCGCCACCUACGCUGCGGCCCCAGCCGUGACCAAGGUUGCCACCACCUACCACGCCCCAGCUGUCGCCACCUACGCCGCUGCCCCAGCCGUUGCCACCGUUGCGCACGCUCCAGUGGCCACCGCUGUCGCCGCUCCAGUCGCGACCUACGCCGCUGCCCCAGCUGUUGCCACCACCACCGUGCACCACGCUGCCCCAGCCGUCGCCACUGUUGCCCACGCUGCCCCAGCCGUCGCUGCCUACCACGCCGCCCCAGUCUACGGCUACGGUGUCGGCACCCUCGGCUACGGCGUUGGCCACUACGGUUUCGGUCACGGUCUCCUCGGCUACGGCCUGAACUACGGCUACGGUCUUGGCUCUCCCUACCACUACGGCGCUCUCCUCCGCAAGAGGAAGUAGACCAUCCAAGCGUAACUUAUUUCAAGAAAGACAAGCAGGCGAGUUAUCGCCAGCCACCUCUCUAUUGCGCCAGCUUCGAGCAUGGACGACUAAGGUGGACGAAUAAAACUGGUCUACACAACA